Molecule: messenger RNA, 1809 nt
Organism: Magnusiomyces paraingens
Lineage: Eukaryota; Fungi; Ascomycota; Dipodascomycetes; Dipodascales; Dipodascaceae
Exons: 1
Coding region: 1-1809 (602 amino acids)
Source: RefSeq, a predicted model, not a curated record
AUGCUCUUAUGCUAUAGACUCAUUGCUUCAUUUUUACUAUCAAUCUGUUUCCAACUCCUACCAACUGCUACUGCUGAUCUCCCACCUACCGUCUGGAUCAAUGGGUCUCAGCCGCUCACUGGAACCCUCAGUCCAGAUGGUCUUGUCGAGUCUUACCUAGGAAUCCCAUAUGCAGCCCCUCCCCUGGGUCCCUUACGGUUCAGCAGACCUAUCCCCUUCACCGGGUCCUAUGCAAACUUCUCUGCCACUGAGUUCGGGCCCAGCUGUCCCGCUGCGCUUUCCGGCGGUACCCUAGCUGCGUUCGAUGACAUUGCUGGCAUCGGCAAGUACCUCCCCCCACACAUGCGUGAUGCUCUCCAUGAUGCCCGAGCACAAAUGACCCCAAUGGAUGAAAACUGUCUCUCUCUCAAUGUCUUUUGUCCAGCAGCUAAAAACCCAUCUCCUUUGAAACCCCUUCUCCCUGUCAUGGUUUGGAUCCAUGGCGGCGCGUUCCAGUUUGGCGGAUCCUCAAUGUACCCUGGAGACCCGUUUGUGCGUGAUGGAAUUGCCCUCAAUCUCCCUGUCAUUAUAGUCACUUUCAAUUACCGAUUAGGUGCGCUGGGAUUUCUCGGCGGUUCUGCAGUCCUCAAAGACCAGCAAUCGGCAAAUGCAGGACUUCAUGACCAAAGAUUGGCUUUGGAGUGGGUAUCGAAGCACAUAGAAGCUUUUGGCGGCGAUCCUUCCCGCAUUGUGAUUUUCGGUGAAAGCGCCGGCGCACAAAGUGUCUACAUGCAUACCGUCUCACACCAUAUCCAGGAACAAAAACCUUUGUUUUCUGCUGCCAUAAUGCAAAGUGGUAGUAUCAUUCCCACAGGGUACGUUGACGAUAAAGGCCCUGAGCAGCUGUUUUGGAGACUGGCUGAAAACACAGGAUGUGACGUAACUGAUGGCUUUGCAGCCCUUGAAUGUCUUCGCUAUAAUGCUACUCUCGACGCCAUUAUAGAUUUCCAGCGCAAUUUGGUCCGCAACGAGCAGUCUGGAAUCAUCACUGCGUAUCUGGGCUGGAGCCCGCGUAGUGACCGCGAUCAAAGCGGUCUCCUGCCUGCGCCUGUUCAUGAGCUUUCCAUGACCCCACGUGCCAUUCCACAAAUCACAGGUAAUCAACAAGACGAAGGUACACUAUUUGCGUUAGUUCUUAAUGCAACAACAGGCAAAGAAACAGAAGAACUGUUUCAGUCUAUGUUUGGACGCGCAUCAACACAGCAGAUCCACCAGGCGUUAACUCUAUACCCUGAUAACCCAUUUUCUGGAGCACCAUUCGAUACAGGUCUGCGCAAUGCUGUAACUCCACAGUACAAGCGUUUGGCUGCGGUUCUCACAGAUAUCAUUUUCCAAGCAGGCCGGCGACUGGCUCUGGCACGUGUUCCUGUGGCUGCAGUGCCUACAUAUGUAUACCAGUCUACAGCUCUGCACAAUAUAAUUCCUGUUCUCGGGACGUUUCACGCUAAUGAUUUGAUUUGGCAAUGGCGCGAGGACGAGGAUCCCAGUCUGCGAUGGCCCGGGAGACCUGGUCAAGGGAUAUUGAAGGUGCCAUCUAAAGCGGCAGUGGCUGCUGCGACUCAAGCAAAAGUCUACCGACGCUACUUUAUAGCAUUUGCAACACACCAUGACCCCAACAUCGGGAGCGGGCUGCCGAUGUGGCCGCGAUUCUCGGAUCUUGGUCGUGACAUGCUAGGGGUUGGUCCGUCUAUGGUGUAUGUGGACCGCGACACGUUUAGGACGGAGCAGAUUGGGUUUUUUGCACAAAAUUACGCGGGGUUUAUGAUGUAA